GGCUGAGCUCAAACAAACUUCACUUGAAUUUCCUUCGUUUAUCUCUGCUUCACUGCUCUGGCUCCGGCUCCUGCUUACCAAGGCCAAUGCAAGGAGUAUAUUGUGCGUGAUAUCAAUAGCUAAGACGAUGGAAUCACUGGAAUAUAAAGCCAUCAGCAGCUGCAGAGAGGAGCUGGCUAGUCUACUCUCCACUUGUCUUGAAGAAGUGACUGGUCCGUUACGCCAGAGCGAAGCACUAACUGACAAACGAUACAAGACUGUCAUCGGACUCGAAGAUGGCGCCGGUGCUGUUAUGCUUAUCAAGGAUUUCUUGGUCUUCACCAAAACUUCCCCAUUGCAUUGUUAUGUUGAAUUCAUGACAGCAUUCUUAUGUCGCGGCUGAAACACGAAGGCCUCACUGUGUUUGUUGGCGAACGUAGCAUUCGGCCUGGGGACAAAUGGCCAUUUGAGAUUUCUUCCGCCAUCAAAAUCUGCAAAGCAUUUGUCGUUAUGCUCACUAAGGAAUACAUGAAGUCCGUGUACUGCAAUGGAGAGCUGUACGAAGCAGAAGCUCUUGGCAAGCGUUUGUUCCCAGUGGUGUGUGAGGAUGGUUGGGGAGAUGUGCCUGGAGGUGCUCCUGUGAUUGAGGUGUUGAAGGUCUUUCAGGAUGUGUCUCUAGUGAAAGGAAAUAAGGAGAAGCAACUAACAAGACUGGUCCAUAGUAUCAAAGGAGCUGUGGCACCUUUAUCGCCUUUAUCACCUGUUGCCGUAGCUCCAGAUUCACCUAAUCUACCCACCGAUCAUGCUGACGGAGCUACAUCCGAGAGGAAACAAUCGUUAAUAGCUGAUGCUAAAUUUGUUGCCUGGAAGGAAAAGCUUGGGCCAAAGCUGUCUCUAGAAUUCAGGCAAUAUGAUCUAAUUCUAGUCGCUGGAUUAUUGGACAAAGUGGAGCCUUAUUUAGAUCAGUUCGGAUUAACAGAUGGUGAAAAGAGUGACGUACGUGCGAGUGCUCUGCUCAAUGGCACCCAGGUUGGAAUGGGUGCUGCUUUUUCAACAUGGAAGUCCCACCAACCUUGGCAGGCAACGUAUGGGGCACUACUGGAUAUUGUGUUCAGGCUGAAUAAAGUGAAGGUAGCUCUUGGACUGUGCGAAUUCCUAGACCAACUGCAAUGUUAGCAAUGUUAGCAAUUUAGCAAACUGCUUUAUUAAUUUUAUACAUUUUGUAGCUCUAUAUUAUGUAUAUAUAUAAUUAUUGUUAUUAUUGUUUCAGAGACUCAGUGUCAUGAGUGUGAAUAGA
Messenger RNA from Halichondria panicea, 1276 nucleotides. RefSeq lists its product as uncharacterized. The record is from RefSeq and is a predicted model, not a curated record. Bases 370 to 1155 code for a protein of 261 amino acids. NCBI's taxonomy places the organism in Eukaryota, Metazoa, Porifera, Demospongiae, Suberitida, Halichondriidae. Gene Ontology annotation, biological process: signal transduction. The transcript has 4 exons.